This is a messenger RNA of Malaya genurostris, 1546 nucleotides long. RefSeq lists its product as uncharacterized. The transcript has 2 exons. The record is from RefSeq and is a predicted model, not a curated record. NCBI's taxonomy places the organism in Eukaryota, Metazoa, Arthropoda, Insecta, Diptera, Culicidae. The coding region runs from base 325 to 1278 and encodes 317 amino acids.
UGUAUUAUAGACUGCUACUGAAGCUCUAUCCACUAUUUUGUAAACAUUAUGUUUAAAUUUAUGUAAAAAUACUUCUGUUUAGUUACCAAGUUUGGGAAGAAUACAGUGGUUUGAACUUUAUGGGUUGAAUCGAAUUGCUUUUAAUUUAAAGCAGAUAAGAAAGUGUUUGAUAAACAAAAAGUGUAUCUAACCGACUGUAAUGCGAACUACCAAUAUGUAGUAUCUAAUUGAUGGUAAUUAAAAGCGAUUACGGUAGCAUGAAACGUAACCGGAAGUAUAUUUGGAACAGUUCUCAAUUAAUCUGUAAUAAAUAGAACCACCAUCAUGUCGGAAAUAAAGUUGGAUACGCCGGCUGAAGAUGACAUGGCUACAAGAGUGUUCUGGGAGAUACUUUCGCCCCUCGGUUACAUUCCGCAACCAGUGAAGGAAGCCUUGAAAUUGACCGGAUUCGAUAAUCUGCUAUCUCUUUCCGCUAUGCGGGAAUCAGACCUGGAUGACAUCUCCACGCAGCACAAGUUACCGAUGGGUCAUCGACGGCUGGUGAAGGUCCUGUCGGAGCGAAUCAAUCAGCUUGGAAUAGAUGACCUUACAGCAAAACUGUUACGGAAACUAGAUCGGCAAGCAACAACGAUUGUCAAAGUGUCAAAACCAACGCCUCCCAAUCCGACGAGCAGCGACUCGCGUGACGAAUCACCGGUUUCACGACCGGUACCUUCUAGUGAGACACUGGUCGAAAUUUACCGGACCAAGUUACAACAGAAUAUUCUCUCUUGGCUCACUACGCAUGGUGAACUCGGAUCGAAGGAUGUUGAACUUCAGGAUAUCAACAUCAACGUUUCUAUGCAGGAAGGCAAACUACAGGGUUCCGUUAUUUGUCCAUUUUGUCGCAUGGAAAUCAAAAUUUACAUCCGGGCCCCGGAUGCAGAUAGCAGCGGCGCGAUCGCAAAUUCCAACUAUAUCAAACAUUACAAUCGAAUGCACCGGAAGGUACCGUUACCGCCAAAGUCUCCGGCUACCAAUAGUUGGUCGUCUCCGUUCAGUCACGGUACGCCACCACCGGGAUCGAUGUUAGUCCUGGAACAACAUCAACAGGCACUGGCUCAGCUCCAUGCGGAACAGCAAGCAGCGGCCUAUGCUGCCGUGACCGCUGCAGCCAGUGCCAGUGCCGCCGGAGGAAAUGGAAACACCAGUGCAGGACCAUCCGGCGGGCAACUUCCGAACCCGGCGGCCAUGUACGAGCUGCUAUUCAAACAGGAAUCCAACAGUUGGGAUGAGUAGGGACAAGUUUCGUUUUCUUUUAAUGUAAAUGCUCAUAUCCAUACGAGCCCUCGCCUAUUGUCUCUUCGUUUGUAAUAUUUAGAAAUACAGAAUAUUCCGACAUAAGUAAGAUAAUAAUUGAUUAGACUCUAUUUUUUGUGAAAACUUAAAAUGCAUCUAGAACUGAAAGCAAGCCACAUGUGUAAGGUACUAAUAUAGACUGUUGUAUGCAAAGUAAAAAGUGUUUCAUUCAAAUCAAUUUAACUAAUACCUUGAAAUAAUCGGAAAC